Messenger RNA from Scophthalmus maximus (turbot), 2751 nucleotides. It is a transcript of the gene sesn2, whose product is annotated as sestrin 2. The transcript has 11 exons. Gene Ontology annotation, cellular component: nucleus. Bases 553 to 2226 code for a protein of 557 amino acids. Gene Ontology annotation, biological process: cellular response to L-leucine; regulation of response to reactive oxygen species; positive regulation of macroautophagy. Gene Ontology annotation, molecular function: oxidoreductase activity, acting on peroxide as acceptor; L-leucine binding. The record is from RefSeq and is a predicted model, not a curated record. Lineage: Eukaryota; Metazoa; Chordata; Actinopteri; Pleuronectiformes; Scophthalmidae.
GAUGACGUCGCAGAAGUGAAACGGGCUCUUCUAAGCAGCUGAGUCAAAACCGCCGAGAGAAAUCUACUGACUCCUCUUCUCUGAGCUCAUGAAAGCUGUUUUUAGAAGUAACUUGUUUUCCGUGCCGUGUUCAGCGAGUCCAGCACAAGUACACCCCCCACCCCCCGGCUCACAGUGUUGUUUUAUCACCGACCCAGCGCCAAAUGCGCUGCCGAAAGACGGCAGCAUCUGCUCAGGCUAACUGCUAGGCUAGCUCCGCGAGCUAACACCGGCUGUGCGCUCAGGUCCGGGAAUGAGAAAGCGGAACACCCGAUAGCCGAGGAGGCGGUUCGUCUUCGUUAAUGAUUUGAGGGAACAGAUGAUUGUGCAGUGAACUAAAGACAGGCGGCAGACACAUCGGGGGUUUGGCAGUGAAGAAAACCCAGCGCUUGCAUCAAGCUAACGUCAAAGGUUAGGUGCAUACUUGAGCUAACAGCUGCUAACAUUAGCUGUCUCAGCCCAGGUGCUGCCUGCUACAGUCAGCCUGUGGAGCUCCGGGCGCCGAGACAAGCGAUGGCUUGUAACCGCGCGGCGGACUUUGCGUGCCAGGCAAAUGGAGAGAACACACCGGGACGAAUGUCCGGUACUGGCCGAUCGUGUCGCCUCCGGUCCGAGUCCGAGUCCGAGGUAGUACCGACUGCGAAGAGCCUAGCGCGGCUGUGCAGCAGGGACGAGGCGGAGCGGGCAGCGGCUCUGGAGGAGCUGAGCCAGGGGGUUCUGAUGUGUCUGGGACUGGACAAGCCCGGUACGGCACGACUGAGCAAACCGACUCUCCUGCAUCUGCUUCGGCUGUCCCGGUCGUGUCCUCUGCAGGAGGUGCGGGGGAGGGCGACCGAGCUACUGCGGACUGCCCAGGAACAAGGAGUUGAAGUACCUCGGGCUCUGGCCACAGGUCCAAGUGCCUUCAUCCCUGCAAAACAGAUGCUGAAAGAAGAAUUGGACCAGGACGUCCUGAUGGAAUCCUUUCUGUCACUGGGUCGUUUGGACCACAUCACCAUGGUGAUGGCCCUGCACCCUGCCUACCUCAGCUGCUUCCUGAGGGCCCAGCAUGCUAUGUUGGAGUUGGACGGGCCCUUGCCCUUUCACUGGAGACAUUACAUUGCUGUUAUGGCUGCAGCUCGACACCACUGCUCUUACCUGGUGCAGCAGCAUAGCACAGGCUUCCUGGAGGCGGGAGGACAGGAGAGCUGGCUGGGCAGCCUGGAGCACGCUCCCACUAAACUCCGAAGCCUGCAAACACUCAACAAACUGCUGGCACACAGGCCCUGGCUCAUUACACAGCAGCACAUCCAGGAGCUGGUGUGUCCUGGCGCAGAGUCUCGCUGGUCCCUGGCUGAACUCAUACACGCCGUGGUGCUAAUGGCACACGCCCACUCGCUCUGCUCCUUUGUAUGGGGCUGCGGCUUAAACCCAGAACACGACCACGUCGGAGGUCACACCUUCCAACCUCCUUCGCCGGGUCACCUUCCUCGUAGCCCCCAUAGCCCCGCACAUGAGAACGGCAGGCAAGAGUUGGUCGAGGGGGCGAUGGAGGUGGAGGUGCUGAUGAAGAGGAUGGUGGAGCUGCAGCAGCAGCAGGAGGAGGAGUGCACGCAGGAGGAGAUGGUGACUCGCUUUGAGAGGGAGAGGAGCGAGAGCAUACCAACAGCGGUGGUGCGAGGAGCCCCACCUGACCUGGUGCUGUGCCUGGUGGACGAGCCGGAAUUCAGAUACGAGGACUUUGCGCCCCGAGGAGAGCAGGCUCCGCCAACAAUGAGAGCACAGGACUAUUCAUGGGAGGACCACGGCUUCUCUCUGGUCAAUCGAUUACUUCCAGACAUGGGCCAACUCCUGGACGAGAAGUUCCAGGUGGUGAGCAACUUGACAUAUAACAGGAUGGCCAUGCAUGAAGGUGUGGACACGCACACUCUGAGAAAAGCUCUGUGGAACUACAUCCACUGCCUCUACGGGAUACGGUAUGAUGAUUAUGACUACGGCAGCGUGAACGUGUUGUUGGAGCGCUCUAUGAAGUUGUUUGUUAAAACCAUGGCCUGUCACCCCGAGCAGACCACGGCACGUAUUUACCACGCUUUCUGGAGACACUUCAGACACUCUGAAAAGGUUCACGCAAACCUUAUCGUGAUGGAAGCCCGGCUCCAGGCAGCCCUUCUCUACACCUUACGAGCCAUCACACAUUACAUGAGAUGACACAGUCCCUCAGGUUUUUGCAGAUGCUGAGCCAGCUGUGACAUACCACAGCCCAAUGCAUUACACAACAGCAACAUUAAAGCUUACACACACACACACACACACACACACAACACACUACACUGAAUGUUUGUAUAUGCAUAUCUUAUGUUUAAGUGUUAAUGUUUGUCGAUGCUGCUUCGCAAUCGAGAUAAGUAGUUUUUAAAAUGUGUUACUUAUUUUGCACUGAAACCUUUCAGGUUUUGUUUCCCCAUGUGUCUGUCACUCGCAGACAUGUCCACACGUUACAUGUCAGGUGUUCAACCAAAUCAUGAAUCAAGGUGUACUCCUUGCAGAAUUUUUGUUGUUUAAUUUGUCUCGUUUCUUCUGACCAAUAUCACUUCUUCAACACUCUUGGACUCCUCGAGCCUCAGUCCUCUCUGUCUGCAGCGCAUGGAGGCUGAGCUAACGAAAAAUCAUAAAGACAAAAUAACUUGUAUUUUUAUAUACAAUAAAAAGUUACAUUGCUAUCAAAAUAAAACAAAA